This is a messenger RNA of Eleginops maclovinus (Patagonian blennie), 1435 nucleotides long. It is a transcript of the gene rwdd2b, whose product is annotated as RWD domain containing 2B. The transcript is spliced from 4 exons. The record is from RefSeq and is a predicted model, not a curated record. Gene Ontology annotation, molecular function: protein binding. Bases 303 to 1190 code for a protein of 295 amino acids. NCBI's taxonomy places the organism in Eukaryota, Metazoa, Chordata, Actinopteri, Perciformes, Eleginopidae.
GCGUCGCGUUAAACAGUCCGACGUAAAACAACGCUACUAGCUCAUUUAAGACCCACCGUACAGAAACUCCACGUUGGCCACAGCACCAGCAGUACUGACAUUACUGAAGUUGUUCAGGUGUGUAACUAGCUUGUUCAACUCCUUCUGUAUACAGCUGACAUAAAUAUGUAUUGCUGAUGUUUGACGCUUGACAGGUCAUACAGCAAACUAUAUUUGAAUGUUGGGACAGAGAGCUGUUAUUUACAGUGAUUGUUUAUGAAUAUCAGUAGUGAAGAUCGACGCUGUAGUUUGCUGUUAUCAUUAUGUCUUACUUGGAGUGGGCUGAGUCUCAGCUUGCAGAGAUCGAGCUGCUGACCAGCAUGUUUCCCACCCGAGAGGAGCUGGAGAUCACAGACCAGCUGGCACUAGCUGAGCUCAGGGACUAUGUGGAGGGUUCAGCUUCAACAGACUGCCCCCCUCCCUCCAGACCCCAUUUUCUCAUCAAACAGAAGCUGGAGAGGACUGAUGUCAUUCUAUCCUGUGCUUAUCCAUCCGAAUAUCCCAGUGUGUUACCAGAAAUAACAGUCCGGUGUGCAGAUCUCAGCAGGGCCCAGCAGACGCAGCUCCACACAGAUCUCAAUGCGUUCCUCAUGGAAAACUGCCUGGGGGAAGUAUGUGUGCUCUCUGCUGUGGAAUGGGUGAAAGAUAACCUGCAGCUUUUCAUUAACCAGAGCUUAUCAGCAGCACCGACACCUAAGAAAGAGUCUUCCUCUUCACGGCCACAGGAAGUGUUCAGCCGACUGUGGAUUUACAGUCAUCACAUCUACAACAAGACAAAAAGGAAGAACAUCUUGGAGUGGUCCAAGGAGCUGGGCCUGUCAGGAUUUAGCAUGCCUGGGAAACCUGGUAUUGUGUGCGUGGAAGGUCUUCAUUCUGCCUGCGAGGAGUUCUGGUCCAGAGUGAAGGUUCUGACAUGGAAGAAGAUCAUGAUUCGACAUAGAGAGGACUUUCCCCUUGAUGCUCAGUGCGGGGACAGCAGGACUGUAGAAAGUAUAGACUCCCUGCGCAAAUUCACAGGCUUUGAAGAGGCAAUGUUUGACCCCCAUGGGAACAGAGGUAAUCACAUGGACCUUGGGCAGCUCUACCAGUUCUUAAAUGAGAAAGGCUGUUGUGACAUCUUUCAGAGGUAUUUUGGCAUUGAAGGGAGGUGAUGGCUGGAACCAUACUUUGAAUUUACAUAGUUAUUUGACUAGUGCCUGUCAUUAAAUUCACUUAUUCUGUGUUAACUAAAACAUUUAAGUAGGAUUCAGAACUGUUUCACUCAGAUUACAAUAAUCACACACGUGCCUGAAACACUGACGUGAACAACAUUUCUGCAAUGUUGAGAAACUAAAACCUAUGUUUAGCUGUUAGGCAUGUUUUCCAAAAAAAAAGCAAUAAAAAGAUGUUUAUUUGA